This is a messenger RNA of Dentiscutata heterogama, 807 nucleotides long. Lineage: Eukaryota; Fungi; Glomeromycota; Glomeromycetes; Diversisporales; Gigasporaceae. The record is from the annotation of a GenBank genome assembly.
AUGUCAACAAAUUCAAAACGUCAGGCGGCUUAUGAGGCAGUUGAUAAACAUUUGAAUUCUGAUACAAGAAUAAUUGGGAUUGGAUCAGGUUCAACCGUUGUUUUUGUUGUUGAACGUAUCGUACAAAGAGGAAACUUUAAAAAGAAUGACAAUUCAGGUGAAAAAAACGAGAACUCGGACCAAAAGUUGGAGGAAUUAGAUUUAAAUCAGUGUGUUUUUAUACCAACCAGUUUUCAAAGUAGACUAUUAAUUAUCAAUAAUGGAUUAAAUUUGGGAGAAAUUGAUCAAUACCAUGAAAUUGAUAUCACAAUUGAUGGCGCUGAUGAAGUUGAUGAAAAUUUAAAUGCAAUUAAAGGUGGUGGUGCUUGUCACUUACGAGAAAAAGUUGUAGCAGAAAUCUCCAAAAAAUUUAUAAUUGUUGCAGAUUAUACUAAAAGAUCUACUGUUCUUGGUGAAAAGUGGAUCAAAGGCAUUCCAAUAGAAGUAAUCCCGUUCUGUUACACCUUAGUCCUUAACUCUCUUAAACUCCUAGGUUGUCAAAAUUUUAAUCUUCGUAUGGCAAAAAAUAAAGCAGGACCUAUUAUUACAGAUAAUGGAAAUUUUGUUGUAGAUGCAUAUUUUGGUAAAUUGGAUGGACAACAAUUUCUUGGAGAUGAUAAUCUUACGUUUAUUAAUUCACCUUCAGAAGUUUUAAAACGAAUUAAAUUGUUGACUGGUGUUGUAGAAGUUGGAUUAUUUGUCGGGAUGGCAGAAAUUGCUUACUUUGGCGAAGAAGAUGGUUGCAGUGUUGGUGUUUUAAAAAAAUGA